GGGAGGGGCCAGGUUAAGGAGCGCCGCGUCACGUCCGGCCGACUUAGAGCCCGUGCGGAGGCGGUGCGGAGCGCUUCGGUCCUCAGCGGCUCGGGAACGUGUGCGUUCUGAGAGGCUGCGGCGGAGCCUCCCUAUAGAAGGCGCAAGAGGUUGGCAGCUUCGAUUGAAGCACGUCGAACGGCGACAGCAGCUAGGAGUCAUGAGCGACAGCGGCGAGCAAAACUACGGCGAGCGGGAAUCCCGUUCUGCUUCCAGAAGUGGAAGUGCUCAUGGAUCUGGGAAAUCUGCAAGGCAUACCCCAGCAAGGUCUCGCUCCAAGGAAGAUUCCAGGCGUUCCAGAUCAAAGUCCAGGUCCAGAUCUGAAUCUAGGUCUAGAUCCAGAAGAAGUUCUCGAAGGCAUUACACAAGAUCAAGAUCUCGGUCUCGCUCCCAUAGACGAUCCCGUAGCAGGUCUUAUAGUCGAGAUUAUCGAAGACGGCAUAGCCACAGUCAUUCUCCCAUGUCCACUCGCAGGCGUCAUGUUGGGAAUCGGGCAAAUCCUGAUCCCAACUGCUGUCUUGGAGUAUUUGGAUUGAGCUUGUACACUACAGAAAGAGAUCUGAGAGAAGUAUUCUCUAAAUAUGGCCCCAUUGCUGAUGUGUCCAUUGUAUAUGACCAGCAGUCUAGACGUUCAAGAGGAUUUGCCUUUGUAUAUUUUGAAAAUGUAGAUGAUGCCAAGGAAGCAAAAGAGCGUGCCAAUGGAAUGGAACUUGAUGGACGUAGGAUCAGAGUUGAUUUCUCUAUAACAAAAAGACCACAUACUCCGACACCAGGGAUUUACAUGGGGAGACCCACCUAUGGCAGCUCACGCCGUCGGGAUUACUAUGACAGAGGAUAUGAUCGAGGCUAUGAUGAUCGAGACUACUACAGCAGAUCAUACAGAGGAGGAGGUGGAGGAGGAGGAGGAUGGAGAGCUGCUCAAGACAGGGAUCAGAUUUACAGAAGGCGGUCACCUUCUCCUUACUAUAGUCGCGGAGGAUACAGAUCACGUUCUAGAUCUCGAUCAUACUCACCUCGUCGCUAUUAAAGCAUGAAGUUGAAGACUUUCUGAAGCCUACCUUAGAGUUGGGAUAUUGUUUGUGGACAAUAUUUUUUAUUGUCUCCUGUUUAAAAAGUGAACAGUGCCUAGUGAAGUUAGGUGACUUUUACACCUUUUAUGAUGACUACUUUUGGUGGAGUUGAAAUGCUGUUUUCAUUCUGCAUUUGUGUAGUUCGGUGCUUUGUUCAAAGUUAAGUGUUUUCAGAAAAGUAUGUUUUGCAUGUAUUUUUUUACAGUCUAAAUUUUGACUGCUAAGAAGUUUCUAUUGUACAAAACUUCAUUUAAAAGGUUUUUCUACUGAAUCCAGGGUAUUCUGAAGAUCGAAGCCUGUGUGUAAAAUGCUACCAAAUGGUAAAAAGCAACAAUAAAGUUUGGUUUUUACUUUUCUUUCUAACAUCAAUGCUUAGCAAAACAGUUCAGAUUAGGUUGUCAGUAGUAAAUUUCAAGACAAAAAUACCCAUUUUCCUCCAAUCCGUGAGACAUACUAUACUUAAUAUACCUGCAACUAAGUGUUAAAAAUUAUGCUCUGUAACCCUGUACUGCUAGUAUUAGAACUAAAGAACUUUCAAUACAGCCAGUGCUUAAUGCUUAUAUAAAUGUGGAUUUGUCAGCCUUUAUGUAAUCUGUAUCAUAUAAAGCAGGGAAUAAGAAAAGAGGUACACAAUGUAUGCCUUUAAAAGGCUAUUUCUUAAAGCUGUUACAAGGGGAUAAUGGUAUUUCAACUAGUUAUCAGCAAACGACAAUACAUUCCACCACAAAUGUACUCUUGUUCUUCUAGCUUUUUAGACUAUGGAAAAAAAUGAGUGCUUCAGAGUUCGGGAAAAAAGAAGGGAACACUACACCUGUAUUGUGGAUAAACUGAAGACUUGCCUGUUCAUUUUUUAAAUAUUAUUUUCAGGUCCUUUGCUUACCAAAGGAAGCCCAAUUUCACUCAAAUGUUUUGAGAACUGUGUUUAAAUAAAUGCAAAUGAAAAGAGUAAAA
This is a messenger RNA of Neogale vison (American mink), 2060 nucleotides long. It is a transcript of the gene TRA2B, whose product is annotated as transformer 2 beta homolog. Gene Ontology annotation, cellular component: spliceosomal complex. Gene Ontology annotation, molecular function: RNA binding. Bases 200 to 1066 code for a protein of 288 amino acids. The record is from RefSeq and is a predicted model, not a curated record. Gene Ontology annotation, biological process: positive regulation of mRNA splicing, via spliceosome. The transcript is spliced from 9 exons. NCBI's taxonomy places the organism in Eukaryota, Metazoa, Chordata, Mammalia, Carnivora, Mustelidae.